GUCUUCCCCAUCAGUGUCUGGUAAAGAUGGGAAGUUCACAACAGGAAAUAUGCAGAAUGCACAAUGGGUAUCGUCUCCUUUGUUACCAGUCUGGCGAGCACAAAGAACAAAACAGAUCCGAUUGUGGAAGAAAGUGUUAACCCAGCAAUCAAAGCCAGUACCAGAGAGAACCCAGUUUACGGAGAGACUGCGGGCAACUUUCCCAUCCGUAUGGCCUUCCAGAUGUCCUGCUGAGAUCACAGCAGAGCUGGACGUGCUUUCACAGCGUUGUCUUGACCUGACGCACUGCUUCACACACUCAGACUCAGGGACGUCGCAUGAGAGAGAAUAUGAGUCCUUGCGGAUGCUGGAGGGUUUGGAGAGAAUGACGGCAGAUCUUCUUACAUGUGCUGAUCAGCGGAAGAAAGACUGGGAGAGGUGGGAUAAGAGUAGCUCUGGAGCUUUGUGUCCCAUCCGGAGGAGAGGUGAAUGGGGUGACCCAGAUCGUUCCUGUCUGCCGCCCAUCCUGUCCUACACCAGUGAGACUGAACUCAGAGAGCUGGAAAGCCAAAGGCUCAGAGUAGAACAACUUCAGCAGGCCGUUCGUCUUCAGAAGGCGAUGUCCGAUAACCUUGUGUCUUUCUGGGACGCUCAUUCCGGUGUCAGGCGACCCAGUGCCGUGGCUCUGCGUGGUCUUUACUCGCUUCUGGCGGAGGGAGGCGUUCAGUUCCCGUCACUGGUUUCGGAUUCGGAGGGAGAUUGAGCGAAAACAAGACUGUAUUUCAGGGUUAGUUCACUGAA
This is a messenger RNA of Rhinichthys klamathensis goyatoka, 780 nucleotides long. RefSeq lists its product as uncharacterized. NCBI's taxonomy places the organism in Eukaryota, Metazoa, Chordata, Actinopteri, Cypriniformes, Leuciscidae. Bases 50 to 742 code for a protein of 230 amino acids. The record is from RefSeq and is a predicted model, not a curated record. The transcript has 7 exons.